GGCACGGCUCAGGUCUGCUUUUCCCCAGCUCACAGCGCUGAGGCGGCGUCGGGGAGGCGUCUUCUGCAAAGGUUGCCUGGCGCUGUCCAACAUGGAGGAGACACCGGCUCUGGCGGGCGUCACCUGCGAACGGGACUAAUCCUCGCCUGGCGUUCCCAGCAACUGAGCCGAGUGCAGAACUAAGGACUCAGCAGCCUGCACGCCCUGGGCGGACCCCGGCUCCAAUUGCUUCUCCGGCCGCGGGCUUCUCGACCGGGACGCAGCGCAAGGCGGGAGCGCAGCGGCCCCGAAUCUCCCUGAGCCAUGGGCAACGAGGCGAGCUUGGAAGGGGAAGGGCUCCCCGAAGGGCUGGCGGCGGCUGCGGCCGGAGGAGGGGCCGGCGGGGCGGGGACCCCUUUGCACACCGUGAUCCCGGCCGGCAUGGAGGCGGAUCUGAGCCAGCUGAGCGAAGAGGAAAGGAGACAGAUCGCUGCUGUCAUGUCAAGGGCGCAGGGGCUGCCCAAGGGAAGCGUUCCCCCGGCCGCUGCGGAGUCGCCUUCCAUGCACAGGAAACAAGAGUUGGAUAGUAGUCAUUCUCCAAAGCAACCAGGAAAACCUCCAGACCCAGGGCGUCCAGCUCAGCCUGGUCUCAGUAAAAGUAGAACUACAGAUACUUUCAGGUCAGAGCAGAAAUUACCUGGAAGGAGUCCUUCCACUAUUAGCUUGAAAGAAUCAAAGUCCAGAACUGACUUUAAAGAAGAGCACAAGUCUAGCAUGAUGCCUGGUUUCCUCUCUGAAGUUAACCCUUUAAGUGCUGUAUCCUCUGUUGUAAAUAAAUUCAACCCUUUUGAUUUAAUAUCAGACUCUGAGGUAUCCCAGGAAGAAGCCACCAAGAAACAAAAAGUAGCUCAAAAGGAACAGGGAAAACCGGAAGGAAUCACAAAACCUCCACCACAGCAACAGUCACCCAAGGCAGUUCCCAAGCAGCAAGGACCUGUUAAGGACCCACUUCAGCAGGAUGGCUUUCCCAAAUCAGCAUCUUCUCAGCAGCCAGAAAAAAUUAAACCACAACCCCCUGCUACAGGAAAGCCAGUUCAGGGGCCUGCCCAGCUUGCUCAGACAGACACAGCAAAAUCACCACUUCAGCGAGAUGCAGCCAGGCCUCAAACGAAGCAGUCAGACACAGUAAGGGGAGAACCAGUAAAACCCACACAGCAGAGCCCAUCCAAAUCACCUGUUCAGCAAGCAACUUCUGGAAAAUCUCCAGCCCAGCAGCUUGGACCUGAAAAACCACAGCCUGGGGCUACAAAGCCUGCAGUCCAGCAACCAGGGCUGGUGAAGACCCUCACUCAACAGCAAGGGACAGUGAAACCCUUGGCCCAUCCGCCAGGGACAACAAAGCCUCCAUCUCAGCAGGCUGGGUCAGAGAAGCCUUCAUCUCAGCCUGGGCCAAAGUCUCCAGCCCAGCAGCCUGGUACACCAAAACCCCCAGGUCAACAACCUGGACCACAGUCUCCAGCUAAGCCAUCAGGGCCAGGAAAGACUCCAGUUCAGCAGCCUGGGCCAGGAAAGGCUCCAGCUCAGCAGCCUGGGCCAGGAAAGACUCCAGCUCAGCAGCCUACCCCUGCAAAGCCCCCACCUCAGCAGCCUGCCCCAGCUAAGCCUCCACCUCAGCAGCCUGCCCCAGCUAAGCCUCCACCUCAGCAGCCUGCCCCAGCUAAGCCCCCACCUCAGAAGUCUAGCCAGGCAAAGCCCCCACCUCAGCAGCCUGGCCCAGCAAAGCCCUCAGCAUAUCAGUCUACAAAACCAGUAAGCCAAAUGGUAACUGAGAAACCUCCACAACCACCACCAACUUCUCCAUCUGUAGCACAGACUCCAGUACAAGGCCCAAGUAAAACCAUCUGUCCUCUUUGCAAUACCACUGAACUUCUGUUGCACGAUCCAGAAAAGGCCAAUUUUAACACAUGCACUGAGUGUCAGACCAUGGUCUGUAGCCUCUGUGGUUUUAAUCCAAAUCCUCAUUUAACCAAGGUUAAAGAGUGGCUCUGUUUAAACUGUCAGAUGCAAAGGGCUCUAGGAGGCGAACUGGCUCCAAUUCCAUCAUCACCCCAGCCCAAACAGAAGACUGCCCCUGUUGCUCCUACAACAACGAGCAAAUCAACCCCACUGCCACCGCAGAGUUCCCCAAAGAAGGAUGCACCACUCAAACAGGAUACAGCAAAGGCCCCUGAGUCGAAAAAGCCCCCACUAGUGAAACAACCAACCCUUCAGGGCUCCCCUGCAGCCCCAGCCAAGCAGCCGCCUGUGGAGGAGCCCUCCUCCAAGCUAUCCCUUCCCAAAGACCCUUCUGUUCCUACAGCUGAGCAGGUCAAAGCCUCCACAGCUGAGGAGAAAUCAAAGCAACCCAAGACCAUAAAGCCACCUGCAGACAUUCAGUCUUCAGCAGAAGGAACAGCCAGGAAACCUGAUGCUCGGAUCUCCCAAGUACAGGCUCAGGCUCCAGAGAGCACAGCCCCUCCAGUGAAAACAGACUCUGCCAAACCCUCUCAGAGUUUUCCACCAGCAGGAGAAAAAGUUACCCCAUUUGAUUCUAAAGUCAUGCCUCGACCUGCAUCAGAUUCAAAAAUAAUUUCACAUCCUGGGCCUAGUUCAGAAAGCAAAGAUCAAAAACGAGUGGAUCCAGCUCAAAAGAAGGAAGAGCCUAAGAGAGCACCAACCAAAACGACCCCUAAACCAGAUGCCAAGCCUGUGCCAAAAGGGUCACCGGCACCCCCUGGCCCAAGACCUUCCACUGGCCAAACUGCUCCUGCAUCUCCGCAGCCCCCCAAACCUCAGGAGCAGUCGAGACGCUUCAGUCUGAACCUGGGCAGUAUUACUGAUGCGCCACGAUCACAGCCCACAACUCCUCAGGAAACUGUGACUGGGAAACUCUUUGGGUUUGGAGCAUCCAUCUUCAGCCAGGCAUCAAAUUUAAUUUCCACAGCUGGCCAGACUGGACCUCAGCCACAAGGAGGGCCCACAGCCCCAACAAAACAAGCCGCUCCCCCACCCCAGCCCCCAGCUUCUAAGGGGCCACCCAAACCUGCAGGCCAGGCACCACCUGCACCUGAAAAGGCCAUAUCUGUGAAAAAGGAAAUGAGAGCUCCAGUAGCUGAAAAAUUAGAGCCCAAAGCUGAACAGGCUCCAACAACCAGAAGAACAGAAACAGACAAGAAGCCCCCACCUGUUAAGGAUAGCAAACCUUCAACAGCCGAGUCCCAAAAGUCUGUCCUUCCAGACAAGUUGGAGAAAACCACCAAACCCAAACCAGCCUGCCCUCUCUGCAAAACUGAACUCAACAUAGGUUCUCAGGAUCCUCCUAAUUUCAACACUUGCACUGAAUGCAAGAAUCAAGUGUGUAAUCUCUGUGGAUUUAACCCGACACCCCACUUGACUGAGAUUCAAGAAUGGCUUUGUUUAAAUUGCCAAACCCAGAGAGCAAUAUCAGGACAGCUAGGAGACAUGGGCAAAACACCAAGCAUACCAGCAGGAUCCAAAGCCUCUCCGGUACCUGUCCUUGCAGAACCACCAUCUCAGAAAACAGCAGUGCCUGCCCAAGUAAAAGUAAAAAAGAAGGAACCAGAAGUAAAAGUUGAAGCUGAAAAACUUAUUCCAGAAAAAGUAAAAGAAAUACCUUCAAUUGAAAAAAUUCUGCCUAAAGGAACCACAGAUCAAAAACAAGAAGAGAGUAAACUAAAGAAAGAUGUUGUUUCAACCCUUCAAGAAAAAAAGCUACCUUCCAAAGAAGAAAAACCCCUCUCAGAAGAAAAAGUAUUAAUCCCCGAGGAAAAGCAGCCAACCUCUGAAGACAAUAAGUUACCCCCAGAAGCAAAAUCAUUGGUUGUAGAAGAGAAAGACAAACAUGAGGUACUCAAAGCUGAAGGACAGACUGCUGAAGAAACACAUGAAAGCAGAGUGUCUCCAGAGGCAGUCCAAGAAGAAAAGCAACCACAGGCCCAAAUGGAAGAUUUGCCACCUGGUACACAGAGUUUGCCCAAGGAAGAAGUUAAAAUAACUGCAAAAAUGAAAGAACAGCCACAAGCAGCAGGCAUCACAAAAUCUGAUCAGGUGGAACCUGGGAAAGAAAAAACAGAAAAGGAAGAGGACAAAUCAGACACCUCAAGUUCUCAGCAGCCUAAAAGCCCACAAGGCCUGAGUGACACGGGAUAUUCUUCUGAUGGAAUAUCAGGUUCACUUGGUGAAAUUCCAAGUCUUAUUCCAAGUGAUGAAAAGGAUUUGCUUAAGGGACUCAAAAAGGACUCUUUUUCACAAGAAAGCAGUCCUUCCAGCCCCUCAGACUUAGCUAAGUUAGAAAGUACAGUCCUGUCUAUUCUGGAAGCUCAGGCAAGUGCACUUGAUGAAAAGUCAGAAAAGAAAGCACAACCCCUGGAGGUUUCUCCUGAGCAGCCUGCGGACCAGCUGAAAAUGCAGAUUUCUUCAGAAACACUGGAAGUUACUCUUCCAGAAGAGGAGCUCAAGGAGACUCAAGAAGAAAAGAAGGAGACUUCCAAAAAGGAUGGCCAACAAGCCAUUCCUUCUAGUAAGGACCCUAAAGAAAAGUCUGAGUUUUUCGAUGAUGUACCUACGAGAAGACAGCCCUAUGAUUCAGUUGAUGACAGUAGUGAAAGUGAAAACUCACCUGUCCCACAAAGAAAACGGAGAACUAGUGUUGGCUCAUCGAGCAGUGAAGAGUACAAACAGGAAGACAGUCAAGGGUCCGGGGAAGACGAGGACUUCAUUCGAAAGCAAAUCAUAGAAAUGAGCGCUGAUGAAGAUGCUUCUGCUUCAGAAGAUGACGAGUUCAUCCGGCACCAGCUCAAAGAGCUGAGCAGUAUCACCGAGAGCCACAAGAAGGAGGAAAUGAAGGGGAAAGGGAAAGCUACCGCAGGGAAACACAGACGACUGACUCGAAAAAGUAGUGCAAGCUUCGAUGAUGAUGCAGGGAGGCGUCAUUCGUGGCACGAUGAGGAUGAUGAGACAUUUGACGAAAGUCCAGAGCUGAAAUACAGAGAAACUAAAAGUCAGGAAAGCGAAGAACUUGUAGUUGCUGGAGGAGGCGGGCUCCGUCGAUUUAAAACAAUUGAACUGAACAGCACCAUAGCAGAUAAAUAUUCGGCAGAGCCAUCGCAGAAGAAAGCAACUUUGUAUUUUGACGAAGAGCCAGAAUUGGAAAUGGAAAGCUUGACAGAUUCACCAGAAGACAGGUCCAGGGGAGAAGGGUCUUCUAGUCUUCAUGCUUCCAGCUUCACUCCUGGUACAUCUCCUACAUCUGUGUCCUCACUUGAUGAGGACAGUGACAGUAGCCCAAGUCACAAAAAAGGAGAAAGCAAACAGCAACGCAAAGCCCGGCACAGAUCACAUGGCCCUCUGUUACCUACCAUUGAAGAUUCUUCAGAAGAAGAAGAAUUGAGAGAGGAAGAAGAAUUAUUAAAAGAGCAAGAAAAACAGCGGGAAUUAGAACAGCAACAAAGAAAGAGUUCUAGUAAGAAAUCAAAGAAAGACAAAGAUGAACUUCGAGCUCAGAGGAGGAGGGAAAGACCAAAGACGCCACCCAGUAAUCUCUCUCCCAUAGAAGAUGCAUCUCCAACCGAAGAAUUACGCCAAGCAGCAGAAAUGGAGGAGCUCCAUAGGUCUUCAUGUUCUGAAUACUCACCUAGCAUAGAAUCAGACCCAGAAGGUUUUGAAAUCAGCCCAGAAAAAAUAAUAGAAGUACAGAAAGUUUAUAAAUUGCCCACAGCUGUGUCUUUAUACUCUCCAACAGAUGAGCAAUCUAUUAUGCAGAAAGAAGGUGGUCAAAAGGCAUUAAAAAGUGCUGAGGAGAUGUAUGAAGAAAUGAUGCAUAAAACCCACAAAUAUAAAGCUUUUCCAACUGCAAAUGAACGAGAUGAGGUGUUUGAAAAAGAGCCUUUGUAUGGUGGGAUGCUAAUAGAGGAUUACAUUUAUGAAUCUUUAGUAGAGGACACAUACAAUGGGUCAGUAGAUGGCAGUCUGCUAACAAGGCCAGAAGAAGAAAAUGGAUUCAUGCAGCAGAGAGGAAGAGAGCAAAAAAUUAGACUCUCAGAACAGAUUUAUGAAGAUCCCAUGCAGAAAAUUACAGAUCUCCAGAAAGAGUUUUAUGAACUGGAAAGUUUGCAUUCUCUUGUGCCUCAAGAAGACAUUGUUUCAAGCUCUUACAUCAUUCCAGAAAGCCAUGAGAUAGUGGAUCUGGGUGCUAUGGUCACUUCUACCAGUGAAGAAAAAAAAUUAUUAGAUGCUGAUGCUGCCUAUGAAGAACUCAUGAAGCGGCAACAGAUGCAGUUAACACCUGGAUCCAGCCCCACCCAGCCCCCACUAGGGGAUGACAUGACAGAGUCCACCAUGGACUUUGACAGGGUGCCAGAUGCAUCUUUGACAUCAAGUGUUCUCUCAGGAGCAUCACUUACAGAUUCAACCAGCAGUGCAACACUCUCUAUUCCAGAUGUUAAAAUAACCCAACACUUUUCAACAGAUGAAAUUGAGGAUGAAUAUGUAACUGAUUAUACAAGAGAAAUUCAAGAAAUAAUUGCCCAUGAAUCACUGAUUUUGACUUACUCUGAGCCUUCAGAAAGUGCAACAUCUGUCCCACCUUCUGAUACACCUUCUCUCACAUCAUCUGUUUCUUCAGUUUGUACCACAGAUAGCUCCUCACCUAUUGCUACCUUGGACAGUAUAACCACAGUUUAUGCAGAGCCAGUGGACAUCAUAACUAAAUUUGAGGAUUCUGAGGAAAUUUCUUCAUCGACCUAUUUUCCAGGCAGCAUUAUAGACUAUCCAGAAGAAAUAAGUGUAUCUUUAGAUAGAACCACCACACCAGGAGGUAGAGCUAGUGCUGAUCACGUUGUUAUUCCCUUAUCUGAUGAAGUACCUUCUAUCACAGAAUCUGUAGGAACUAAACCUGAGGAGCCAACUGCUGACACUAUUUCCACUGACUUAUCUAUAUCUGAAAAAGAGCCAGUGAAAAAAGGCAAGAAGGAAACUGAGAAUGGAAUGAUUCUGGAAGUUUUGGAAGCUUAUGAAGAUAAAACAAAAGAGUCUGAGGCUGAACUAACAAAAAUUAGCUUAUCUGAACCUAUGUUUGACCAACUACCUUCCUCUACAACAGCCUUUCCAAUGAAGGAGCAGCUUUCGUCUACCUACUUUUUACCCAGAGAUGUCUUUGGCCAGGAAAAACCUCCAUCACAGUUACCAUCUGGCAGUCCUUCUGCUCCUUCUCUUCCAACUAAAUCUCGUCCAUUCCUCCGAAGUUCUUCUUUGGACAUAUCAGCACAACCUCCUCCCCCUCCUCCACCUCCACCUCCUCCUCCCCCGCCCCCUCCCCCUCCCCCUCCUCCCCCACCUCUCCCCCCACCAACCUCACCUAAACCAACUAUUCAUCCUAAAAAAAAGCUCACAGUUGCAGCUCCAGUGACUCCAGUUACUCCUGCUACACCUCUGGCUGAUGCUAUUACUACUAUAGGGGCACCAAUUGUUCAGAGGGGUGAUGAGUUACCAGUAACAAAAAUAUGUACCACUGCCCCUCCUCCUGUCCCUCCUAAGCCUUCUUCAAUUCCAUCUGGACUUGUAUUUACACAUAGGCCUGAGCCAAGCAAACCUCCAAUUGCCCCCAAACCAGCAGUUCCUCAGCAACCAGUAACUGCACAAAAACCAACAGAUACAUAUCCCAAACCAACAGGUCUAUCUUUAACUUCAAGUAUGACCUUAAAUUUAGUGACCUCAACAGAUUAUAAAUUGCCUUCCCCUACCUCCCCACUUUCCCCACACUCUAACAAAUCUUCACCAAGAUAUUCCAAAUCCCUCAUGGAAACCUAUGUGGUUAUUACACUGCCAUCUGAACCUGGAACUCCAACAGAUUCUUCAGCUAGUCAAGCAAUUACCAGUUGGCCCCUGGGAUCACCCCCAAAAGAUCUGGUUUCCAUUGAACCAGUGUUUUCUGUAGUUCCUCCUAUAACAUCUACAGAAAUUCCAAGUUCUCAGGAAAUGCUAUACAUUUCAGGAGCUUUGGAGACAUUCUCUGCUGCCCCUGUUGUAACACCAUCUUCAUUUCAAGCAGCUCCAACUUCAGUUACACAGUUUCACACAACUGAGGUCUCCAAGGCUGAGGUUUCAGUUGCUAGAAGUAUAGCCCCUAGUGUUGGUCCCAGCAGUGUCUCUAUAUCAAUUCCUCCAGAGCCUCUUGCUCUAGAUAGCCUACAUUCAGAGAAGCAUCAGUACAAGGAAAACGGAAAGUUGCAACUUGUUGGUGAUGUCAUUGAUUUGCGUACAGUACCAAAAGUAGAAGUUAAAGCAACUGAAAAAUGUAUGGAUCUUUCUGCUUCUGCAAUGGAUGUGAGGAGACAGACCACAGCAAAUGAAGUUUAUGGUAGACAAAUUAGUGCUGUUCAACCUUCCAUUAUAAACCUCAGUGCAACUUCAUCAGUUGUGACACCAGUAUCCCUGGACACUGAGACAGUGACUAUUGCUGCAUGCACAGCUACUACAAGUUAUACUACAGUCACAGAAAGCCUAAUGAGUAUAGAACAUACAAUGACAGCACCACUCCAGCUUACUAAAACAAAGCAUGCUGAGUCCCCAUACAGGAUGCCAAUUAGCCAGGCCUUUGCUGCAGUUAGAGAGGAAGCUCCAAUCAACUUAUCUCUAAGUACUUCAGCACAUGCAGUAACAUCGGCCAUUACAAAACCUGUCACUGUGCCUCCUAUUGGUGUCACAAAUGGAUGGACUGAUAGUAUUACAUCUCAGGGGAUCACUGAUGGGGAAGUGGUGGAUCUCAGUACAACAAAGUCUCAUAGAACUGUUGUAACAAUGGACGAAUCUACUUCAAGUGUAGUAACCAAAAUAAUAGAAGAUGAUGAAAAACCUGUGGAUUUGACUGCAGGAAGAAGAGCAGUGUGCUGUGACAUGGUUUAUAAGUUACCUUUUGGAAGGAGCUGUACAGCACAGCAGCCUGCAACUACUCUGCCUGAGGAUCGCUUUGGUUAUAGAGAUGACCACUAUCAAUAUGACCGUUCAGGGCCAUAUGGUUACAAAGGGAUUGGUGGAAUGAAACCUUCUAUGUCUGACACUAACUUAGCAGAUGCUGGACAUUUCUUCUAUAAAAGUAAGAAUGCUUUUGAUUAUUCUGGAGGAACUGAUGCAGCAGUAGAUCUAACUUCAGGGAGAAUUACUACAGGUGAGGUAAUGGAUUAUUCAAGCAAGACUACAGGUCCAUAUCCAGAAACAAGACAAGUCAUUUCAGGAGUUGGAAUUAGUACUCCACAGUAUUCCACAGCAAGAAUGACUCCACCUCCAGCACCCCAGUAUGGUGUGGGCAGUGUUUUGAGGUCAUCUAAUGGUGUUGUCUAUUCUUCAGUAGCAACUCCGAUCCCCUCCACAUUUGCCAUUACCACACAACCUGGCUCUAUUUUCAGCACCACUGUGAGGGAUUUGUCUGGUAUUCAUACAACUGAUUCAGUGACUUCAUUAUCUGCCCUGCACCAGAGCCAGCCUAUGGCUAGAUCAUAUUUCAUAACAACAGGUGCAUCCGAAACAGACAUUGCAGUGACUGGUAUUGAUAUCAAUGCCAGCUUGCAAACUAUUACUAUGGAAACCCUCACUGCUGAGACAAUAGACUCUGUUCCCACUUUAACCACAGCAUCUGAAAUAUUUUCUGAAAUGGUGGGAGAUGAAAGCACUCUUUUAAUUGUCCCUGGAGAAGACAAACAGCAGCAGCAACUUGACUUAGAGCGUGAGCUCCUAGAACUGGAGAAAAUUAAGCAACAGCGCUUUGCUGAGGAACUAGAGUGGGAGCGACAGGAAAUUCAAAGGUUCCGAGAACAAGAAAAGAUCAUGGUUCAAAAAAAGCUGGAGGAGCUGCAGUCUAUGAAGCAGCACCUUCUCUAUCAGCAAGAAGAAGAGCGGCAGGCCCAGUUCAUGAUGAGGCAGGAGACACUAGCCCAGCAGCAAUUACAGCUCGAGCAGAUCCAGCAGCUGCAACAACAGCUUCACCAGCAGCUAGAGGAGCAGAAGAUUCGCCAGAUCUACCAGUAUAAUUAUGACCCUUCUGGAAAUGCUUCCCCACAAACUACUACAGAGCAGGCAAUUUUGGAAGGUCAGUAUGCUGCCCCAGAAGGUGGUCAGUUUUGGGCAACUGAAGAUGCAACGACCACAGCUUCCGCUGUAGUGGCCAUUGAGAUACCACAGAGUCAAGGAUGGUACACGGUCCAGUCUGAUGGUGUCACACAGUACAUUGCCCCACCUGGCAUCCUGAGUACUGUCUCAGAAAUACCACUAACAGAUGUUGUUGUAAAAGAGGAAAAACCACCCAAAAAGAGAAGUUCUGGAGGGAAAGUCCGGGGACAGUAUGAUGAGAUGGGGGAAAGUGUGGCAGACGAUCCCCGAAGUUUUAAAAAAAUAGUGGACAGUGGUGUACAAACAGACGAUGAAGAUGCUGCUGAUCGGAGCUGUGCAAGCAGGAGAAGGAGAACUAGAAAAAGCGUUGAUACCAGUGUCCAAACUGAUGAUGAAGAUCAGGACGAGUGGGACAUGCCCGCUCGAUCAAGGAGAAAGGCUCGGGCGGGGAAAUAUGGUGACAGCACAGCAGAGGCUGACAAGACCAAACCCCCUUCUAAAGUCUCCAGCAUAGCGGUCCAGACAGUAGCAGAGAUAUCUGUGCAAACUGAACCAGUUGGAACCAUAAGAACACCUUCCGUACGAGCUCGAGUGGACGCUAAGGUAGAAAUAAUUAAACACAUUUCAGCACCUGAAAAGACUUACAAAGGGGGCAGUUUAGGAUGUCAAACAGAAGCAGAUUCAGACACACAAAGUCCUCAAUAUCUGAGUGCCACAUCUCCACCCAAAGACAAGAAACGCCCAACACCUUUAGAGAUUGGUUAUUCAACUCACCUUCGGGCAGAUUCCACACUCCAGCUGGCUCCUUCCCCUCCCAAAUCUCCAAAAGUCCUUUAUUCACCCAUCUCACCACUUUCAUCAGGCAAAGCCUUAGAAUCAGCCUUUGUACCUUAUGAAAAACCCCUCCCUGAUGAUAUAAGUCCACAGAAAGUACUGCAUCCAGAUAUGGCUAAAGUUCCCCCAGCAAGUCCUAAGACAGCCAAGAUGAUGCAGCGUUCUAUGUCUGACCCCAAGCCUCUGAGUCCAACAGCAGACGAAAGUUCCAGGGCUCCUUUUCAGUAUACCGAGGGCUUCACGACCAAAGGUUCUCAAACCAUGACACCCUCUGGUUCCCAGAAGAAAGUUAAGAGAACUCUGCCAAAUCCACCUCCUGAGGAAGCUUCCACAGGAACUCCAUCGACCUUCAGCACAAUGGGCACUGUGUCCAGGAGAAGGAUCUGCAGAACCAACACCAUGGCUCGAGCCAAGAUUCUCCAGGACAUAGACAGAGAGCUUGAUCUUGUAGAAAGGGAAUCUGCAAAGCUCAGAAAGAAACAAGCAGAACUGGAUGAAGAAGAAAAGGAGAUUGAUGCCAAAUUGCGAUAUCUGGAAAUGGGAAUUAACAGGAGAAAAGAGGCUUUAUUAAAGGAGAGGGAAAAGAGGGAGCGAGCAUACCUCCAGGGGGUAGCUGAGGAUCGUGAUUACAUGUCUGACAGUGAAGUCAGCAGCACCAGGCCAACCCGAAUUGAAAGUCAGCAUGGCAUUGAGCGACCAAGAACUGCCCCCCAAACUGAAUUCAGCCAGUUCAUACCACCACAGACACAAACAGAUUCUCAGCUGGUCCCUCCAACGAGUCCUUACACACAAUACCAGUAUUCUUCCCCUGCUCUUCCUACCCAAGCACCCACCCCAUACACCCAACAAUCCCAUUUUCAGCAACAAACUCUGUACCAUCAGCAAGUUUCACCUUAUCAAACCCAACCGACUUUCCAAGCAGUGGCAACAAUGUCUUUUACACCCCAAGCUCAACCUACACCAACCCCACAACCAUCUUACCAGCUACCAUCACAGAUGAUGGUGAUACAACCGAAGCCACGGCAAACCACAUUGUAUUUAGAGCCCAAGAUAACUUCAAACUACGAAGUGAUUCGCAAUCAACCCCUGAUGAUAGCACCUGUUUCUACUGACAAUACAUAUGCUGUUUCCCAUCUUGGUAGUAAGUACAAUAGCUUAGACUUGAGAAUAGGUUUGGAGGAACGAAGUAGCAUGGCAAGCAGUCCAAUAUCAAGCAUAUCUGCAGAUUCUUUCUAUGCAGAUAUUGACCAUCAUACUUCACGAAAUUAUGUCCUAAUUGAUGACAUUGGAGAAAUAAGCAAAGGAACAGCAGCAUUAAGCAGUGCAUUUAGCCUUCAUGAAAAGGAUCUGUCGAAAACAGAUCGUCUCCUUAGAACCACUGAGGCACGUAGGUCUCAAGAAGUGACGGAUUUCCUAGCACCUUUACAGAGUUCCUCCAGAUUGCAUAGUUAUGUGAAGGCAGAGGAAGAUCCAAUGGAGGAUCCUUAUGAGUUAAAGCUUCUGAAACAUCAGAUUAAGCAAGAAUUCCGCAGAGGGACAGAGAGCUUAGAUCACCUUGCUGGCCUUUCACAUUAUUACCAUGCUGAUACCAGCUAUAGACAUUUUCCAAAAUCUGAAAAGUAUAGCAUCAGUAGACUCACACUUGAAAAACAAGCAGCCAAACAAUUGCCAGCAGCCAUACUUUAUCAAAAGCAGUCAAAGCAUAAGAAAUCACUAAUAGACCCUAAAAUGUCCAAAUUUUCACCCAUCCAAGAAAGUAGAGACCUUGAACCUGACUAUUCGAGCUAUAUGACUUCUAGUACUUCUUCUAUUGGUGGUAUUUCUUCUAGGGCAAGGCUUCUUCAAGAUGACAUCACUUUUGGCCUCAGAAAAAAUAUUACAGACCAACAAAAAUUUAUGGGAUCAUCACUGGGCUCAGGAUUGGGCACAUUAGGAAAUACCAUACGAUCAGCUCUACAGGAUGAAGCAGAUAAGCCAUAUAGCAGUGGCAGCAGGUCCAGACCUUCCUCCAGGCCUUCAUCUGUCUAUGGGCUUGAUUUAUCAAUUAAAAGGGAUUCUUCCAGCUCGUCACUGAGACUGAAAGCUCAAGAAGCUGAAGCUUUAGAUGUUUCCUUUAGUCAUGCAUCAUCCUCUGCCAGAACUAAGCCUACCAGUUUGCCAAUUAGCCAGAGUAGAGGAAGGAUACCUAUUGUGGCACAGAAUUCUGAAGAAGAAAGUCCACUAAGUCCAGUUGGACAACCCAUGGGAAUGGCUAGAGCUGCAGCUGGACCCCUGCCACCAAUAUCUGCAGACACCAGGGACCAGUUUGGAUCAAGUCACUCAUUGCCUGAGGUUCAGCAACACAUGAGAGAAGAAUCACGAACUCGGGGCUAUGACCGUGACAUAGCAUUCAUCAUGGAUGACUUCCAACAUGCCAUGUCAGACAGUGAAGCCUAUCACUUGCGACGUGAGGAAACGGAUUGGUUUGAUAAACCCAGGGAGUCUCGUUUGGAAAACGGACAUGGUCUGGACCGAAAAUUGCCAGAAAGAUUGGUCCACUCUAGACCUCUCAGUCAACAUCAAGAGCAAAUUAUACAGAUGAAUGGGAAGACCAUGCACUACAUCUUUCCUCAUGCAAGAAUAAAAAUAACAAGAGACUCUAAGGAUCACACAGUUUCAGGUAAUGGACUAGGAAUCAGAAUUGUAGGUGGUAAAGAAAUCCCUGGACAUGGUGGAGAAAUUGGAGCCUAUAUUGCCAAAAUUCUUCCUGGGGGAGGUGCAGAACAGACAGGGAAACUUAUGGAAGGGAUGCAAGUAUUGGAAUGGAAUGGAAUUCCCUUAACUUCUAAAACAUAUGAAGAAGUACAGAGUAUCAUUAGUCAGCAAAGUGGGGAAGCAGAAAUAUGUGUAAGACUGGACCUCAAUAUGCUAUCGGAUUCAGAAAAUCCUCAGCACCUGGAACUUCAUGAGCCACCAAAAGCUGUGGACAAAGCGAAAUCCCCAGGGGUUGAUCCUAAACAGCUGGCAGCAGAGCUCCAAAAGGUUUCACUACAGCAGUCACCUCUGGUCAUGUCCUCCGUGGUUGAGAAGGGAUCUCAUGCUCAUUCGGGUCCCACAUCAGCAGGAUCCAGUUCUGUUCCCAGCCCUGGGCAGCCUGGGUCACCCUCAGUGAGCAAAAAGAAGCACAGCAGCAGCAAGCCUACUGAUGCAACAAAGGUUGUCUCUCAUCCAAUUACAGGAGAAAUUCAGCUUCAAAUCAACUAUGACCUUGGGAAUCUCAUAAUACAUAUUCUCCAAGCAAGAAACCUAGUCCCUCGAGACAACAAUGGCUAUUCUGACCCUUUUGUUAAAGUCUACCUUCUUCCAGGGCGAGGUCAAGUCAUGGUUGUCCAGAAUGCAAGUGCUGAGUACAAGAGAAGGACUAAAUAUGUUCAGAAAAGUCUUAAUCCUGAGUGGAAUCAAACAGUAAUUUAUAAAAGUAUUUCCAUGGAACAGCUCAAGAAGAAAACUCUGGAGGUGACAGUUUGGGAUUAUGAUAGAUUUUCUUCCAAUGACUUCCUUGGGGAGGUACUGAUUGAUUUAUCUAGCACAUCUCAUCUGGAUAACACUCCUAGGUGGUAUCCACUCAAAGAACAGACUGAAAGCAUUGAUCAUAGCAAGUCUCAUUCCAGCCAGAGCAGCCAGCAAUCCCCAAAGCCAUCUGUCAUCAAAAGCAGGAGCCACGGUAUCUUCCCUGACCCAUCCAAGGACAUGCAGGUUCCUACCAUUGAGAAAUCGCAUAGUAGUCCUGGUAGCUCAAAAUCAUCAUCUGAAGGCCAUCUUCGUUCCCAUGGACCAUCUCGCAGUCAAAGCAAAACCAGCGUCACUCAGACCCACCUGGAAGAUGCAGGGGCUGCCAUAGCCGCUGCGGAAGCCGCCGUGCAACAACUCCGCAUUCAACCAACCAAUGGCAACCAAGACCAAAGCCAGCUAGCCCUCAGGAAGGUGAUGUCUGAUGGACCAGUCAAGCCAGAAGGAGCAAAGCCUACCAAUCACCGGCCUGCAGAAAGCUCCGUGUCUACCGGCUCCUCAGGCAGCAGCUUUGGCAGUGGGUAUAGCGUGGACAGUGAAGGAAGCAGCAGCACUGCAGGGGAGACUAAUCUAUUUCCUAUUCCAAGGAUAGGGAAGAUGGGACAGAAUGGACAAGAGCCUGUAAAACAGCCAGGAGUGGGCGUAGGACUAGCCGAUACUGAAGUUAAAACACAGGUAAUGGGAGAAAUCAAAAUUGCAUUGAAAAAGGAAAUGAAAACAGAUGGUGAACAAUUGAUAGUUGAAAUUCUCCAGUGCAGAAAUAUUACCUACAAAUUUAAGUCUCCUGAUCAUUUACCAGAUUUAUAUGUGAAAAUAUAUGUCAUGAACAUCUCUACCCAAAAAAAGGUGAUCAAGAAAAAAACAAGAGUAUGUAGACAUGAUCGAGAGCCUUCAUUUAAUGAAACUUUUAGAUUUAGCCUCAGUCCUGCUGGACAUUCUCUUCAGAUUUUGCUUUUCUCCAAUGGAGGGAAGUUUAUGAAAAAGACCUUGAUUGGUGAAGCCUGUAUCUGGCUUGACAAAGUGGAUCUUAGAAAAAGAAUAGUCAACUGGCACAAACUUUUGGUCAGUCCUACACAACCACAUUGAAGAAAAGUGUCUGCUCAGGGUAUAAAAUGGAUCUACAUAGCCUCAAAUCAACGUUAUAGUCAGAUACUAUUGUACUGAGCUAUUUUCAGAGGCAAACAUGAAGUGGGAACAACAGACGAAAAGCAUGUUAAAGCCUUGUAAAUUUACUGCUGUGGGACACAGAAAAAGACACAUGAGAAAGUUUACAUGUUGAUAACCAACCCACAAAAGUAGAGCUCUGAGACCUUGGAUUUCCCAUGACUGUGAAGAUAAACCAUGAGAGACAUUUUGGAUACUUAAGGCAAAAAUCUUUGAGUAGAGUGAGCUGUAACUAAAGACAGCCUCAAAGAUUGACUUGGCUUCCAAAUGCAGCACAGAUGCAAUUCUUUAUGCAAAGAAACCUUGGUUGAAAGAACUGAAAUAAUGAAUCUCUGUUGUCAAAAAGCCUUCUUCUUAGUGUUCUCAGGCAACUUGCUGUUUUGAGAUCCUGAUAUAAGAUACAUCUAUAAUAUGUGUACAGGACUGGACAUGAGGUGGCUGUGUUCGUAGGGAAGAUGGAACAGGAGAUACAGAAAUCUUGGCUUUUAGGCCAUAUCGUACAGGUUUUCCCUUUGUAAAUGUUACAGGGAUAUACAAGACCAGUUUUGGAAUCCUUAUGGUUAAAGCACAUUUGUUUUAAUAGAAUUUGAAAUAUAGAGAGUGAAGAUAAUACUAGGUAGACAUGAAAUUACAUUUAUCUAGAAAUAAAACCAUGAAUGGUUAAUAAAGAAGAAAGUUGACCCACAAAAUAUUGGAACUCUGGUUGAAAAUAUCAAAAUCUCCAUAAUUUAUCAUUAAGCCAAGGCAUUUCCAUCUACAUAACAAAGGGCCUAGAUUAAAUUGGUAUGUCCUAGGAAGCAUGAUCAGUUCUUUGUGGUAUUGCAUAUAAAUGUAUUAACCUGCAUUUUCCUUUUUCUUGAGUAACAUAUUGUUAGAAAAUUCUUCCUCUGGCAAACAAAUCAUAUUAAUUUGAUUUAAUUAAUUAAUUAAAUUAGUAUAAUUUCUUGUUAUCCAUAAUUUUUUUUCAUGAAGUCAUUAACUGAUUGUACAAUAAUAACUCUCACAUCAAACUCAAGUUCUCUCAAGUACUCUCUUUUUCUCUAUUAGCGACAAUAUCAUAGUGAUCAAGUUCAUCAAUGUGGGGAAAAUGUGAAAAAGUCAACAUUUGAGAUUAAAACAUACUUUGAGCUAUUUUAAUAAUAUACAAUGACACAACCAAGGUUUAAGUUAUUAAAGUGAAGCAUCCUCUUCUCCAUCAACCCACCACAUUGACAAAGGAAGUAAUGUGGAUUUGCAGAAAAUACACUCAACUGAGAUUAGAACCCUGGCUUCUGUCUAGAUUCUGCUACUGACCUUGUACAUGUCACUUUGAAAAUGUCACUUAAACUCAGUUUAACCCAGUUUUUUAAAUUGUAGGUAAUAAUAAUGAUACAUUCCUAGCCCUCCUCAUUGGGAUGUUGGGAUGAUUCAAUGAAGAGAUCUAUGAAAAAUGAAAGCACAUUUCCAAAUAUAAUCUUACACAGAAGUGAAGAAUAAUUGUUAUGUAGCUUCUUAAUUCUCAAAUUUUGUAUGUGAGAAAAGUCCUCCAAACCAAUGGUAAGCAUUGCAAUAGAUAAAAGCAGUAAAUUUGUUCCCAAACUCAUUUUUUAUUUAAAAUAUGAAUAUUCAUUUAAAAAUAUGGAAGAAUUAAUUAAAAAUUAUUUGUUUUAUUAUACUAAAUUAAAUAAAUUAUAUUGAUCUCAUCUUAUUUCCAUGUCCUGACCAAAAUAAAUUUUAAUUACUUCUCAGAGCAUUUUGAACUUAAAAGCUGCUAUUUCAAGGUGAGGUUUUAGUGGUUUAAUUAGAGGAAAUGAGUACCAAAGUGUUGGUUGGAUGUCAAAUUUUCUCAUUUUUAGAGAGAAAUUACUUUCAAUUAGAGAGUAAUAUAAAACACUAAAACUAAAGAAUUUGUAAUAUAUAUCCCAGGCUAUAUAUCUUUAUAAUACUCAUAAAGAAAUACAAAUUCACUUUUCCCAACCUAACAUGACCAUCACUUUUCUUCUCUAUAUUUUUUAAUCCCCCUUGUCUGAUAGUAUAAUAACAUUGACCAUUAAUACUACUCUAAAGUGAGCAUAGAGGAGGUAAAUCAUCAAAGAUAUGAUAUUGCUAGGAUUUUAUUUUUAGAGAUUACUAGAUCUGCUGAUAGUUGCCAUGGAUAUUUCCAGCAGAAGCUAGCACUUGGGGAAGCCUGUAAUCAUCAGUCAUAAUUGGGGAAGAAAAAGGUCCAGGAAGAUCUCCUUCUGACAUAAUAAGGCUCUGCUGUUUGCUCUUAAAAGGAUACCCUGGCUCACCUUUGUUCUCUUCUCCAGCCACUUUCAUCCAGAGGUAUGCAUGAGAGGUUGUAUAACCAGUUAGCUUACUUCAUUGCAGUUGCAAUUUCUUUUGGAAUAAUACAAAUGGAGGGCCAAUUAAAACAAAGAUCAUCCCUUAAUAGCUAUUUAACCUGAAAGAAUAAGAGCCUUUCUAUUCUAGGUGCCCCUCCAUUCCAAGAAACUAGUGAUAAGAUCAAUCAAGAAGGUCAAUGACAGGGCUUCUUUUCAUGCACCAGCAUUCCCCUUCAGAGAGCAUAAGAUCCUGCCAGCGUGCCAAGUUUGCAACUGACCAAACUCCUAGGUUGUACUGGAAUUAUUCUAUGCAACACUGAUCCUUAUAUGAAUGCAUUUCUUCUGAAUGGUGUUGAUUACCCUUCUUACAACUAAACUAUUUCUUUUUUAAUUUCAUAUAGGGCUCUUGGUAUUUUUUACUUUUUUGUAUAUAUCACAGCACAUGAUUUUCCACUUUUUAUUUUAUUUAAUUUUAUUGGAAUUAGCUUCUUUUUAUCCUAAUAGCAACAGUUUGUAAUCUCUAAUUAAUAUGUGACUAGUCCAAAUACAACACCUAUACCUUGAAAAGCAUCAGAAUUUUCCACUAUUUCAUUGAGUCAUCAAAGACUGAAGUGGUAUGUUACUUGAAAAUUUGGUCCUAAAGAAACAUAAGCUGUAGAGGAAAAGCACAGAGAGAAUUUUUACAAAAGACAGAGACUCUAGAACUGUCAUUACAGACACAGACAACCACUGGUAGCAAGAAGUUGGUGUUUUCCCUGUUUUUACUUAAGAUUAGGGAAAUUUUCUGUGACUAUGAACUCUUUGUUUACCAUUUUGGUUCGAAAGAAUAAUACCCAAGACAAAGGGGUAGCAAUUGUUUUUACUCCUUAAUAUUGCCCAUAUUUUAAUAAAUCACACUAAUUAAAUGCAUAUUUUCAGCAUAUCAAUAAGAUUAAUUUUGUGAAUCACACACAUUAAAAUAGUCAUAUUGUUGGAUUAUUAUAGCUGGUAACCAGCUGAUAUUGAUUCUUAUUAUAGGAAAGGUCGUGACGAUGGUGGUGGUAGCAUAGUGAUACUAAUGGUGGUGAUGUGAAGUAAAAUAAAUUGUAUAUUAUAUGUGCCCAAAAUAUUAGGAAUUAUUUGAUCAAUGCUUCAUUUCAUCAAGAAAUCAUAAAGAUGUUUAUAGUAUUUUUUUACUUUAUUAUUUAAAUCAUAACUAACAAUAUUUUUAAAAACUUAUUUUCAUUGCUAGAAUGUCUAAUAUUCUAAAAUCAGCCAACUACAGCUAUGUGUUUAUAAAUAUAUGUGUGACAGAAGUGAUUUUCCCUCUUUUUGAGCUUGAAAUGAAAAUGAGAGGUAGCUCAAUGAAUAAUUAUGAGCUGUUUCUUUAAUAAUUUCUUGCCUUUGGUAUAAUACAAGAAUGAAUGAAUGAAACAGAUUUUCAUUGAAUAAGACACACUGAUGUUUUCUGUAUGUCCCAUGUUGUUAUUAUUAAAGUUACCCAUUAAACCAAAAUCAUUUAAUCAAAUCUCUGAUCUGAUAGGUAGAUUGAGAGCAUUUUCUUAAUUCAUUACCCUGUACAUAACUAUACAUUUGGUAAAAUAGAUGAAGUUGAAAUAUUCAUUUUUUGGCAUUCAGCAUGUGAAUAUUAUUAUUAUUUGAUUGUGUCUAUAUAUUUGUUCGGUGAUGUGCUCAGGUGCUCCCACUACUGAUUAAUGUGUGUGCUAAUAUCCUAACAACACAUAUGAUGUUAAAAAAAUUUCUUGUCUGAUAAAAUUAAAAACCUAAUAAAGUCAAUUUCAAAACAAAAAACAAAGUACUUGGAGAUAUGUCUUGUUUGUGACUAUGUUGCAUGCUGUGUUGGUGAUUUGCUAAUAUUCUUUUCUCUUUCUUUCUUUCUUUCUUUCUUUCUUUUUUUUUUUUUUUUCCCCCCUUUGGUUUGCCCAAAUCCCUCUGGGAAAUCUAAUGAACAAAUGCAAAUUCUCGGACUAAAGAUGGUAUAAACUGACCUGAAAAUAAAUGAGAAUUAUAUUUAAAAAAUGCUUGUAAAUCUGUCUUGAGUUUUAUUCUAUGUAAAAAUAUGUCUUGGUUUUGUGAUUGUAUACAAGAUGUAUCUUGAUAACUUAUGUAAAUUGUGCUGUAUAAAGGCUGUUGUCUCAGCCUUACUAAUAAAUAUUGAAAAUGUGAA
Molecule: messenger RNA, 20157 nt
Organism: Marmota monax (woodchuck)
Lineage: Eukaryota; Metazoa; Chordata; Mammalia; Rodentia; Sciuridae
Gene: Pclo
Product: piccolo presynaptic cytomatrix protein
Exons: 26
Coding region: 304-15609 (5101 amino acids)
Biological process (GO): presynaptic active zone assembly; protein localization to synapse
Cellular component (GO): glutamatergic synapse; GABA-ergic synapse; axon
Molecular function (GO): metal ion binding; protein binding; structural constituent of presynaptic active zone
Source: RefSeq, a predicted model, not a curated record